This is a messenger RNA of Oncorhynchus keta (chum salmon), 1586 nucleotides long. RefSeq names its product phosducin b (gene pdcb). The record is from RefSeq and is a predicted model, not a curated record. NCBI's taxonomy places the organism in Eukaryota, Metazoa, Chordata, Actinopteri, Salmoniformes, Salmonidae. Bases 204 to 929 code for a protein of 241 amino acids. Gene Ontology annotation, biological process: regulation of G protein-coupled receptor signaling pathway. The transcript has 4 exons.
CUAUUUUGUAUUGUGUUGGAGUUUUUUCCCUCGGGAGAUGAGGUGGAGGAAAACAGACAGACAGUGUUGGAGCUCAAAUGAAGGAAACUCAUGUGCUUAUAUAUGAUUUUUAUUUGGGCGGCACUUGGAUUUUUUGAGUUUGUUUUUAUUUUGUAUAUUUUGGGGGGUUUUCGACCCAGGAGAUGAGCUAACUCUCAAACAUAAUGUCUGGAAACGUCGAUGAAGAGGAGGCCAACGUCACCCACACAGGCCCAAAGGGAGUGAUCAAUGACUGGAGGAGGUUUAAGCUUGAGAGCAUGGACCAGGAGUCCCUGCCCCCCCAGAAGAGAGAGCUGCUCAGGCAGAUGUCCUCCCCACACAGGCCCAAAGACGACGGCAGGGGAAGCCUGAACCGCAAGAUGAGUGUACAGGAGUAUGAGCUGAUUAAGGAGGAUGACGAGAAGUGCAUGAAGAAGUACCGCAAGCAGUGCAUGCAGGAGAUGCACGAGCGCCUCAGCUUCGGUCCCAAGUUCGAGGGCGUGUACGAGCUGGAAAGCGGCGAGGCAUUUCUGGAGGUCAUUGAGAAGGAGCACCGGCUCACCGUGGUGGUGGUGCACAUCUACAAGGAGGGGAUCAAAGGUUGCGAUGCGCUCAACUCCUGCCUGGACUGCCUGGCCACUGAGUACACUAGCGUCAAGUUUUGCAGGAUCGACGCUGGAGUGACUGGUGCGGGGGAGCGCUUCACUGAUGACGUCCUGCCCACCAUGCUGGUGUAUAAGGCUGGCGAGCUGUUGGGUAACUUCCUGGCCACCAACCAGCACUUCAACGAGGAGUUCUUCGCCACCGACGUGGAGGCUUUCCUCAACGGCUACGGCCUGCUGCCGGAGAAAGAUUUAGUCGUUGGGGGAGAGGAGGAGGAGGCAGCCGUGGAUGUGGAGGCAGUGGAGUGAAGGGGUUGUGGAAGAGAGGUGUGUGGAGGAGGAGAUGGAGGACAGGGGUUUAUGGUGUGGUGGAGUGAUAAAGGGUUGGUGGGGUUGAAGGAGGGAAGUGUGUGGAGGAGGAUAUGGUUUUGUGAUGGAUUGAUGCUUGUUUUGUGUAACAAAGUAGCAGACGCACACAGACUGGGUUGACUGCACUAGAGGGGCCUGAGCGUACUGUAGAAGGAGUCCAUUCCCUAAAUAAGGGAUCAUUUCAAUGUUCAUCUAGGAAAGAAACCUCAGCAGCCUGAGUAUGGGUGGCCUGUGUACCUGAUGUGGAUUAGGGUUUGCAUUCCUACUAGAAAAGGACCGUUCCAGUUAACUUAUUGUUGGGAGCCAAAGUUGAUCUAUUAUUAGGCUCCAUGUAUGAAAGGGGGAAAACAUGAUAUCACAUAUUGGGCCGAUUCUGAUUAGGAUUACUCUGGGUCCAGGACACCAGCCUAUGGUGUUUCUGGGUAAUAUUUAAUAUAUUAUAUAUAUGUUAUAUUUUCAAGUCUUUAGAAUGAUCUUUUUUUCAAGGUUAAAUUACAUAUUUAUUUUAGGUAUUUACAAACGCUGUAAGCUUCUAUAAUAUUUAAUAAAACAAAACAUGAAUAACAUGAAAAAACAUAACAAACCAAACGUGUCAUU